Messenger RNA from Brassica napus (rape), 4811 nucleotides. RefSeq lists its product as uncharacterized. The coding region runs from base 1232 to 1384 and encodes 50 amino acids. NCBI's taxonomy places the organism in Eukaryota, Viridiplantae, Streptophyta, Magnoliopsida, Brassicales, Brassicaceae. The record is from RefSeq and is a predicted model, not a curated record. The transcript has 2 exons.
ACAAUACCUCGUGGAUAACGGCGGUGAGAUUAGCGGUGACCUUGGGGUUGUUGAUGGUAGUGGUGACGGUUUUCUCGUCCAGACCGAUGCUGAGGAAGAGCUUCACAGAUUCAUCGUCAUUGGGAGCUAUGGCGCCGAAACUGAUGGGAAAGGAAACUGAUUGGGAGCCAUUGAGCCGGAGAUUGAUCCAAGAGGAGAAUCAAAAGAGGAAGAAGAAAAAGCCAAGUCUCAACACGUGUACUUAAGAGACGACUCCUAUUGUCACAAUCUAAGAGGCGUUUCUUGUUUUAAUUGCUUUUUUUUUCUUUUUCUUUUAAUCAUAAUUUCUUCUAAAACCCCGUAAGGUACAUGGAUAAAGAUGCUCUUACAUGCAGGUUGAACUGGACAAGAAAAAUAUGACGUUGGGUUUCUGUAGUUGUGUUUCUUUUAAUUGCUUCAUUUUAUGCGAAUAACGUGAUUUUUGUGAUAGAUUUAAUGAUCACUUCACCAUUCUCCAUUUCCUUAAGUUUUAUUUUUCUUUCUCCUAAAUCUUUGUUCUUUUGGGACCUCUACAGUUGAAUUUUGGAAAGAUUUACAAACUCAUGAACCAAGAGCAUUUCCAACCUAUCUCUAUAAUAGAAAUUUCUAAAAUAGAGAAAAAAGUAGAAAUAGUGUUUUUGCUUCAAUGUAUUUCUCUAUAAUAGAGAAAUGCUAUAUUUGCCUUUAUAAAUAGAUGAAUGCUAUUUUUUCUCCUAAAUAUAGAAAUUUCUAAAAUAUAGUAUUCUUCUAUUAUAGAGAAAUACAUUGAAGCAAAAACACUAUUUCUAUUUUUUUCUCUCUUUUAGAAAUUUCUAUAUUUAGGAGAAAAAAUAGCAUUGAUCUAUUUAUAAAAGCAAAUAUAACAUUUCUCUAUUAUAGAGGAACAUAUUGGAACAAAAACACUAUUUUUUUUUCUAUUUUAGAGAUCUCUAUUAUAGAGAUAGAUCUCUAUUAUAGAGAUAGAUCGGAGGUCUAACAAGUUUAAUAAUGCCCACCUUAGGUUAAUUGUGGCAGGCAAUAUGUUAACGCGUUUUAGGAAAAAUUUACAAAACUAACAUAUUUGUCUACGUAGAAGACUCUUCUUCAGGUCAUAUAUUAUGGUCUACGCUGCUUCAUUGUAAACCUCACGUUUAAAAAGAAAUAAAAUUAUAAACUGGUAUAAAUACACACACAUAACUCUUCAUUUACAACACAAACGUAAAGGUAGAAGAAAAUGAAGAGAAAUUUGUGGUUGAUUGCUUUGUUUCUGGUUCUCUCUUCCGUGAUUUCAUCUUAUGCAGUUUCAACUCAAUCAUACCAAAUCCGCAAACUUUUGAUUAUAGGAACACCCCCUAGUAAGUCACGACCUGCCCCCCAAUGUUGUUAGCAAGGCGAAAGCGGCGGGAGAAACAGCAUGAGAGAGGCCGGCUAUGAUUCGGGGUGGUUUAGUGGACCGGUUUACAAAAUAUUUUAUCUAUUCUAUAAACACAAGUGUGACCUAUUAAUAUUAGUUUAGUCCAACAAAUAUUUUCCAUGAUACCUACCUUUUGAUAUGAUAACUGUAUAUAAGAAAAAUAUAAACUUUAUACAAUAACCACCGCAUCAGUUAACCUAAUAACCACCACAUCAGUUCUCACCUAACUGCAUCAAUAUAUUUGGGCAUCAAUAAUAUACCCGCCCUCACUCUCUAGUUUUAUAGUUAAAAUUCAAAAGGCAAUACAAAAAGAUACAUCUAAAUUUCGCUUGAAUAGAAUCCCUAUGAAUACAAUAAUGUCCAUCUAUAUCUGGUGCAUAUUUCUGUAGUACUUAUUGUUAACAAAGCGAAAGCAGCGGGAGAAACCUAAUCAUUUCUAAGUUAUGACAUGUAAUGAUCUAUUAACUAGUGAUUUAUUUGUAAGGUGUUGUUUCAUUAUGUGUGAUAUAUAUACUCUGUGAAUAAAUGAAAUGGAAUUUCAUUGUAUGUACAGUAGUUGUGGAAGGAGAGAAACAUUCGAUUAUAUCCCUCCAUCUCCGAAACAUAUUCUCACUUGCUUAGAGAGAGAUUCACCAGAUUCUUGUCAGCAAGCUCGCUUCUCAUGAUCGCCGAAGGUAUCUAUCUCUUCAUGCUAUUUGUCACCCACUACAAGACUACAACCUCACGACUCACGAGUCACGAUCAAGAUACCUUUCUUACACUUCCGGGUAACUUUCAUGAUAACCCCUCACCUUGAUAGUUAGGUGUACUGCCUUGUUUCUUUUUUUCCUUUUUUGACAUAAAAGAUUAUCCUAUCACUCAUAAAUGGCAUGUUAUUUACGUUGUGUAGUGUUCAUAGCACAAUACAUUAUGCUUUUCUUAAUCUAAAUUCUUAAAUGGUAAAGAGAAACAUCUAUUUGCGAAAGGCUAGAAUAUAAAUGUAACAAAUCUAGCUAGGGCCGCGAUCACAAGUCUCUCUUUUAUGCUGACGAGUUAGAAGAUCGACAUCAGUCUCAACUUUCACAAUCAUGAUUGUCAUGAUUUCACAGUGCUUUCCGCAUAAAAAUCUAUCGUUGAAGCAUUGUCGUUGCAGGCACACAUACAUGAGUCUUUCAGUAGUCAUGUCUGAUGAUCUAAAAGUUUUUUAGAGUUUUUUACUUCAGACAUAUAUUUAUGUCGCCAUUUCAUGAAGGGAACGUGUGAUUUAGUAUAUAUUGGAAGAACUUGUUUUUUGCUAGCUUUGUAUUCAUCAAAUGCCUUACAUCAUGUAUCGUUCAAGAUGUUAAUAUUUUUUCAGUGAUAAGAAAUAUAUCGAAUAAAAACCCUAUAGCCAUACCAAUCGGACAAUUCCAAUUUAGAGUCUCCAGACGUAUACGGGCAUUUUGUUUCUUUCCACGUGCUAUGCAUUUCAAACAAUAUUAAUUCAACAGCCGUAUACGGGCAUUUUGUUUCUUCCGGAGCUCUUGCGAGGCGAGACGAGGCUGGUGUUAUCUUAGGGGCCUUGGGUCUGCUGCUAGUCGCCGAUUGCGCUCGGAUCUGGGUCAGAUCUGGGAUCCGAGACCCGCCGGAACUCCGACGCGUUGCUGCCUUCAUCGUUCUUGCCCCGUCGUCUCGUUCCAAUCGGUUUCUUCUAUCGGCAUGCUCCAAGGUUUGUUGUAGAGCUUCUCCUCUCUUUCCAGAGUGAAAAGUGGCUUCGAGGUGAGCCACCGAGGACCUCUGUAUUUAGUUCAACAGACAACAACCAUGGUGGUCUCACAGUAAGCAUGUGGCUUCUCCCUCUUGCUCCUGAUGCUGUUCGCUUGGGUUUUGAGGACAACCCUAUGUUACGGCGUCGCUUGCGUUAAGAUCGAGCUUUCUUGCUUCCUGAUUGAGUCAUCUGCUUUAAGGAGUUUCAAAACUCCUUAUGCGCUUACUUCCCGUGUCCUCUGCUCCGACAGUUAGCUCUGUAAUAGUUGGACUCUUUACUGCACCUUUUGUGUCGCGUGGCCGGAUGGAGCAUGUUUAGACCGCCUGCGCUUGACCGUAACCUGUCCUUCCUGUCUCUGCGGUGUUGACUCGGUACUGUUCUUUGCUUCCUCUCGAGAUAGCUAUGGGAUUUGUUCUAUCGGCGUCCUCCUCCAGUGGUGUCCCGGGGUGAGAGCCAGCCACCUCCGUUGAAGCUGCUUGGAGCCACUUCGGUGAGUGUUCGACUGAACGUCCCUUUUAGCUAUUCUCCUGCUUAUGAGGUUUUCUGAUUGAGCUUGAAGCGCUUAGGUAUGGGAGAUUUACAUUGUUGUUUGUUGUUCUAGUUGAUCUCUUAACUUCAAGUCUUCCAUUGUGAGGAACUUGAAUUUAAGUACUUAGGUUCUUAGGAGUUUUUUUAGACUUUUUGCGGCUUCUAAGCAACCAAAUGGCUGUCUCAGCAAACUAUGGUUGCAAAUCAAUUUUUUUUUUUUUUUUUUUGUAAACUGUGGUUGCAAAUCAUCUUGUAACCGAAACCUUCAUUAGAAAUAAUGACAUUUACAAUUUAGCAAAAAAAAAGAAACAAUAUUAAUUCAGUCAUGAUCCAAUUUUUGUGCUGAUAAUUAUUAGGUUAAUUAGUCUUAAAUAUAUUCAUCGGUAUAUUGGAAUUACGUGACUUUGAAAAUUAUCGGCUGGUGAGACCACUACGAUACGUAAUGAUGUGGACAAGCAGGUUCACCUUUUGUAACCUUAGAGCAUCAUGAAUCUCUCCUCGUAGUUUUUUGUAUACUAUGGCCGGUUCGUUUUUACAUCUGGAAAAUGCAUCCAGAUGAUCCAUCUAGAUGACUUAUCCAGAUGCUUAAUCUGGGUGUUGUUCAUUUCUUCAUUUCGUCCAUGCUUCCAGAUGAACAUCUGAAUGCAGCUAUGUUCGUUUGCUUUUCAUUUUUUAACUUGCAACUGCAUCCAGGUGGACUUAUUAAUAAAAUGACUAAAAUAUUUUUUUUUAUGUUUCGGCGGAAAAUAACAUUUUUACGGUUUUGGCGGAAAAUAUUUUUGCGGUUUUUGAGGAAAAAUGUGUUUUUGACGAAAAAUACAUUUUUGUGGUUUUGGCGGAAAAUACGUUUUUAUGAGUUUGGCGGAAAAUACGUUUUUAUGGGUUUGGCAGAAAAUAAUUUUAUGCGGUUUUGGAGAGAAAAGUACGUUUUGCGGUUUUGGCGCAAAAUGUGCUUUUGACGAAAAAGUGUGUUUUGCGGGUUUGAUGGGAAAAGUUUAUUUUUCGCGAUUUUGGCGGGAAAAUGCAUUUUUGCGGAUUUGACGGGAAAUGUGCAUUUUUGCGUUUUUGACGGGAAAAGUGCAUUUUUACUUUUUUGGUGGAAAAUAUUAUUUUUCGGUUUCGGAAAAAUACGUUUUUCUAGUAUUG